This is a messenger RNA of Helianthus annuus (common sunflower), 1158 nucleotides long. RefSeq lists its product as uncharacterized. Lineage: Eukaryota; Viridiplantae; Streptophyta; Magnoliopsida; Asterales; Asteraceae. Bases 1 to 1158 code for a protein of 385 amino acids. The transcript is spliced from 2 exons. Gene Ontology annotation, molecular function: zinc ion binding; nucleic acid binding. The record is from RefSeq and is a predicted model, not a curated record.
AUGGCCGAUGGAGGGAAUGAUGAUACGGUGCCGGUGGUCACCGAACAAAUGAAAGGAGUGAUUGCCGAGAAAGGAACAAUCCAAAGGUUGGAAGAAAAUGCCAACCGAGCUAAGGAAAAGUCCGGAGAACGGAAGGGUUGUUCAUACAAGGAGUUCAUGGCAUGUAAACCGCCAAUUUAUAAUGGGGAGGUCGAUCCGAUAAUAUGCCAACGGUGGCUAAGCGACAUCGAGGGAGUGUUUGAAAGGACCCACUGCGAGGUAAGCGAUUUUGUAACUUACGGUACGGGUCAGUUAAGAGGUCAAGCCAAGGAUUGGUGGGAUAAUAAGAAGAAGGAGAUUGGGACCGAUGCUGCAAAGGCUAUGACUUGGGAUGAGUUUAAGGCACCAUUCCUUAAACACCAUAGCCCCAAGGCGGUCAUCAACAGAAUCAAGGAGGAAUUCAUCCAGAUGAGGCAAAAGGGUGAAUCGAUAGACAAGAUUACGGGCAUCUUUCUCGAUAAAUUAAGGUUUUGUGGCGAGCUGGUGAUAAAUGAAGAUCAGAAAAUAUAUUAUUACUAUAAUAUGUUAAGUGCUGAAUAUCGGAAGUUCAUGACUCCUUCCAAAUAUGAGAUGCUCACCGAGAUCAUAAAUACGGCUCGGGAACGGGAAAUCGAACUCAAAAAGCAGAUUGAACGGGGUGAACGAAGGGCAGUAGAUGUUAACCCGAGCCCUACGAAGAAGGCACUAACAAUGGAGUCAGUGAAGAAGACGGAUGUGAAGGGUGGAUCACUGAGUUGCAAAGUAUGUGGAAAGGGGCACGAGGGCGAAUGUCGCUUUAAAGAUAAACCAUGCCCCAUAUGCGGAAAAACAGGGCAUACGGCCGCGCUAUGUCCGGGGAAAGUUUCGGUGUGCUAUAAGUGCUAUCAGCCGGGUCACAAAAAGUCGGAGUGCCCGGAGUUGGACGGAAAAAGGAACGAGAAUGAUGUGCAGAUUGAGGCACAAAACGCAAGGGCCAGAUCCUUCCAAUUAACCACAUCCGAAGUAAAGAUAGAACCUGAUGUCGUUUCGGGUAUGUUUCUUGUGAAUUCAAUUUUAACACAAAUUUUAUUCGAUAUAAGUGUGAAUGAUAGUUGCAUAUGGGCAUAUAUGAGUAGUGAAAUGAGUGAAUUAUAUAAAUGA